AUGUUUGGUAUAUUCUUACAUGCUCAUUUUCUCAUUGGUUGUUUCCCUGGGGCUGUUGGAUUGGCAAUAUGGGUUCCCUCUGUGACAAACCGGAAGAAGGAAAUUGACAACAAAUCUGAUACAAGAAACUCACCUAAAGGAUAUUCUCCAGUUUCACCUGCUGAUGAAAAUGAAGAUAACUGGAGACAGGCAAAUGCUGCUGAUGGUUUAGAACUCUCUGUUGUUAGUGAUGCUGCUGAUCAUGAAGCAAUUGACAAGAAACUUCAUCUCAAAAAUCUUAAGGUUUCUCAGGCCAUGUCUGACAGCUAUCUGAAGGUUUCAUCAUCUGCAACCCUGAAAGAUGCAAUCCAAUGCAUUCAUGAUGGCUACCAGAACUGUGUGCUAGUGGUCAAUCAAGAAGGUUUUCUGGAAGGAAUACUGACAUAUGGUGACAUCAGAAGGUGUCUUCCCGAGAAGUCUAGUGACACUUCUAUGAGGGAUUCAGGAUUUGUGGAUGUAUGUAGAAAGUGCUUCUGCUCUUUAUAUAUUUAAAAAUCAUUCUGCAAAUUAUUCUGGGAUUAGUAUAUUUUCCCCCCUGUUCUUUCCUUUUACAAUACAUGAUAAUAGAAAAUAAGUGAGGGUUCCAAUUUCAGAAUAAAAUCAUAACACAAAUGGUUUCUAUGUUUUGGUUCGGUAGGGAUACAAUUGCUAAGAUGAGAUAUUAAAGCUUUGAUGAAUGGGUUUUAAAUGUAGUGAUGAACAAAUACAUUAGUGAAAUUCAU
This is a messenger RNA of Arachis duranensis, 761 nucleotides long. Its product is annotated as chloride channel protein CLC-f-like. Gene Ontology annotation, cellular component: Golgi apparatus; chloroplast. NCBI's taxonomy places the organism in Eukaryota, Viridiplantae, Streptophyta, Magnoliopsida, Fabales, Fabaceae. The transcript is spliced from 3 exons. Bases 1 to 531 code for a protein of 176 amino acids. The record is from RefSeq and is a predicted model, not a curated record.